Molecule: messenger RNA, 1233 nt
Organism: Leptopilina boulardi
Lineage: Eukaryota; Metazoa; Arthropoda; Insecta; Hymenoptera; Figitidae
Product: cathepsin O-like
Exons: 6
Coding region: 72-1166 (364 amino acids)
Cellular component (GO): lysosome
Molecular function (GO): cysteine-type endopeptidase activity
Source: RefSeq, a predicted model, not a curated record
UUUUCUUAAGCAUAUAAGUCAGUUCACAUCGACAGACUUGAUGAUCAUGUUUGCAUGGCUGUUGUGAAGUCAUGCAGUGGAAAACAGUGGUAUUAACAAUUUUAAUAGUGAGUUUGUGUUUUUUUGCUGUGCCCAUUCGAAUUGGUCCAAAUAAUAAUUCCGAUCAGGAAUUAAAAUUAUUUAAAUCAUACGUCGUUCGUUUUAAUAAAUCAUAUAGACACAAUCCCAAUGAAUAUGAUAAGAGAUUUCAACGAUUUCAGAGAUCUUUACGACACAUCAAUAAAAUGAAUGAAAUGAGAACAUCUGAGAAUAGUGCAUAUUAUGGUUUAACUCAAUUUUCGGAUUUGAGUGAGGAGGAAUUUUUGAAAUUACAUUUACGACCUGAUAUAUCGGUGAGAGGUGCAAAACAUGUGAUAAGUCCACAUUAUCAUUCACAUCAUUCGGAUGAAUCAAUGUCACUAUCAAGAGUAACUGUUCGAUUGAAAAGAACAAUAAAUAAUGAAAUUCCAAUAAAAUUCGAUUGGCGAACAAAAAAUUUAAUAACACCUGUAAAAGCACAGGGAACAUGUGGAGCAUGUUGGGCUUUCAGUACAAUUGAAGUUGCUGAAACAAUGUUUGCAAUUAAAAAUGGAAGUCUUACUUCUUUUAGUGUUCAAGAGAUGAUUGAUUGUGCGGGAAAUGGAAAUUUAGGAUGUGACGGUGGUGAUAUUUGUAGUCUUCUCAAUUGGUUGUUGAAAGCAAAAAUCAAAAUAUUCCCAGAAAUUUCAUAUCCACUUACAAGAAGGACCGAUCAAUGUAAAUUUAAUAAAACAGUUUCGAAAACGGAGGGAAUAAAAAUAACGGAAUUUACAUGUGACAAUUUUGUAGGUGCGGAAGAUGAACUUUUAAAUUCAAUUGCAACACAUGGACCAGUUGCAGCAGCAGUCAAUGCCCUAUCUUGGCAAAAUUAUCUCGGCGGAGUGAUUCAAUUUCACUGCGAUGGUGCAUUUAGUAAUUUAAAUCAUGCAGUGCAAAUCGUGGGAUAUGACAAUUCAGCACCAACUCCUUUUUACAUUGUGAGAAAUUCAUGGGGAACAUUUUUCGGUGAUAACGGCUAUUUAUAUAUUUCUAUUGGUAACAAUAUGUGUGGAAUUGCAAAUCAAGUUUCUUCAAUUGAUGUGAUUUAAUGAAAAUGAAACUAAGAACAAUAAUUGUUUUAAUGAAAAAUUGAAACAAUAAAUUUUAUAGACUGAA